GGAAGAGGCAGAGUUCAGAUCGUGUUGGAGCCUCUUAGGUGAAGGCAGGCAGCUCUUCCAAACCUGCGAGUGUCCUGCUGCCUUUCUGGACUGGUUUUGUUUUUCCAUCUUGUGGUUGUGGAGUGUUGACGUCCUGCUUUUGAUUUUGAGCGUGGUGGUUUCCGGCGUGGCCUAGCCAGUGGUGCUAGAGGCAGCGGUGAGCUACAGGGCUGCAUGCCAUGGGCUGUGUCUUCUCCCUGCCAGAGGACAGGAGAGAUGCUGCUGAGAGAGCACCCACCACAAGAGAGACAAGUUUCAUUGAGAAAAUGAAGAAAACCGGCAAGAACAUCAUUGUGUUCUACGGCUCCCAGACGGGCACAGCAGAGGAAUUUGCUAACAGACUGUCCAAAGAUGCUCAACGUUAUGGCAUGAAAGGAAUGGCAGCAGAUCCAGAGGAGUAUGACAUGGGGGAACUGUCCCGUCUGUCGGAGAUUGAAAACUCCCUUGCCAUAUUUUGCAUGGCCACCUAUGGCGAAGGAGACCCAACAGAUAACGCCCAGGACUUCUAUGACUGGCUGCAGGAAAAUGAUGAUGAAGACCUCAGCGGACUAAACUACACUGUAUUCGCUUUGGGCAACAAGACAUAUGAACACUACAAUGCAAUGGGAAAAUAUGUUGACAAAAGGCUGGAAGAACUGAGAGCCAAGCGCAUCUUUGACCUCGGGUUGGGAGAUGAUGAUGGGAAUCUGGAAGAGGACUUCAUUUCAUGGAGAGAGCAGUUCUGGCCGGCCAUCUGUGAGCACUUUGGAGUGGAAGCCUUAGGAGAUGAUUCAAGCAUACGGCAGUACGAGCUGCAGGAGCACACUGACAUCAACAUGAACAAAGUGUACACAGGAGAGAUUGGUCGCCUGAAGAGUUUUGAGGUCCAGAAGCCGCCCUUUGAUUCGAAAAACCCUUUCCUAGCCCCAGUCACUGUCAACCGCAGACUCAACAAAGCUGGUGAUAGACACCUAAUGCACCUGGAACUCGACAUAACAGGCUCCAAGAUCAGAUAUGAGUCAGGAGACCACGUUGCUGUUUUCCCUACAAAUGACUCUGGGCUGGUGAACAAGCUGGGACACAUCCUUGGAGUGGACCUUGAUGUGGUUAUCUCUCUCAACAACCUUGAUGAUGAGUCCAACAAGAAGCACCCUUUCCCCUGCCCCACCACCUACCGCACGGCCCUCACUCACUACCUGGACAUCACACACCCCCCUCGCACCAAUGUCCUCUACGAGCUGGCACAGUACGCCUCUGACCCCAAAGACCAGGAGAACAUGCGCAAGAUGGCCUCCUCCUCCCCCGAGGGCAAGGCUCUCUAUCAGAGCUGGGUGUUGGAUGCCAGUAGAAACAUCCUCGCCAUCCUGGAGGAUAUGCCUACUUUGAGGCCUCCCAUUGACCAUCUGUGUGAGCUGAUGCCUCGGCUCCAGGCUCGCUAUUAUUCCAUUGCCUCCUCCUCUAAGGUUCACCCCAACAGUAUCCACAUCUGUGCUGUAGUGGUGGAGUACAAGACCAAGACUGGCCGCAUGAACAAAGGAGUUGCCACCAACUGGCUGAAAAACAAACUGGUCUCUGACAAUGGCCACAAGUCCACUGUUCCCAUGUACAUCCGCAAAUCUCAGUUCCGCCUGCCCUUCAAAGCCACCAACCCAGUGAUCAUGAUCGGCCCUGGGACAGGAAUCGCUCCCUUCAUGGGCUUCAUCCAGGAGAGGGGCUGGCUAAAAGAGCAAGGAAAGGAGGUUGGAGAGACGGUGAUGUACUUUGGCUGCAGGCAUAAGAAUGAGGAUUAUCUCUACCAGGAGGAGCUGGAGGAAGCAGAGAAGAAUGGAGUCCUAACACAGCUUAAUGUUGCCUUCUCCAGAGACCAGGAGCAGAAGGUGUACGUGCAGCAUCUCCUGAAGAAUAAUAAGGAGGACCUCUGGAAGCUGAUUCACACAGAAAACGCUCAUAUCUACGUCUGCGGGGAUGCAAGAAACAUGGCUAAGGAUGUGCAGACGACCUUCCAUGAAAUCGCAGAAGAAAUGGGAGGCAUGGUGCGCACCCAGGCCACAGAUUACAUCAAGAAACUGAUGACCAAGGGACGCUACUCACAAGAUGUCUGGAGUUAAAGAGCCUCAAACACAGUCUGAUUCUCACUACUCAAGUGGUGGUUUUAAAAUUUCUAUUUUUAUUGGACAUCUUUGUUUAUCUGAACUGAUUGUAAAAAAAAAAAAAACAAACAAACAAACAAACAAAAAAAAAAACACUUGUUCAUACUCACCCUGGUUAAUGAGAGCUACAAGUAGCAGAUCAUGAGGCAACCCCUACCUCAGAAGGUUGUAAUAAACCCAUUCAGCAAUUUCAGUCUUUUUUUCCUAUUUAUGUAUACUACAUUUUAUACCUGGACCACCAGCCUGUGUCUGCUGGAGUCCUCACUUGAGCCAUGGUCUCAGACCAAACAACACUUACUUGGUAUCCAGAGACAGUUAGGGGAUACAUAUGAAUGAAUGAAUUAGUGUAAUUGGGUGUACGACUGCAACUAUGGCCAUUCAGAUUGGAUGUAGGAACUUGCAGACAUGAGUAAAAUAAGAAUGAUAAGAUGCAAAUGCAGAAAAUACUCAUCAUAUUUUCAGAUUUAAUUUUGAUUAGACACAUUUUUUUGAUACUAAUGAGUCACUCAGUUUAGCUGUGCAUCUUUUUAAAUUGAUGAUGACUCUGAGUAGAAAAUCCAUCUGUUUAGUGGGACAGGGAUGCCCCAAUCCCAAGCUCUGGAUGUACAUAAUAUAAUUCCACUGUGAACAUACCGAUUCACAUUGAAAAUUUAGAAAGCUCAUUCUGUUUGCCAUCAUGAGGUAUUUGUAACUUUCAUCCAACUGAUAAACAUUGCAGUACUACAGCAGAUAAUAUCCCAUCAUACUGUAUGUCUAAGUGAACAUAAUGAGCGUUGUGUGUUCCUGUUGCAGUGUGAACACUCGGAAGCUUUAGUUUCGCCCAGAGCUGAUCUCAUAGUACUUUUAUAAGUACUUGAAAUACUUUAAAUGUUUUAAAAACUUUGUUAAAAUUCUGUGAGGAAAAUGUUUGGUGUAACAAACUGGCGUCAUAGGUACAAUUAUGUUUACCUUUGUAUUUUGACAAGGGAUUUUCCUUUUAUGCAUAAGUUGUUGUUCAUUGUAAUCAGUGAGGGUAACCUUUUGAAAGGCAUGAAGAGUUGUGCAAAGGGAAAAAUCAUUUAUAGAAAAAACAUGAGAUUAUUUGCAUUUAGUUUCCCAUACAAAUCUGCCUGUAAACAUGAGGAAAAUGAAUUCAUAGGUACCCUGUGAUAUUUGUAAAAUGUUAGACUUGAAACCAGAUCUUGCCUCCCAAGUGGCAGUAGUUUAUUUUAUAUGCAUCUGACAGCAGAGGGUUAUGAAUUGGUUUUGUCUUGAUAACCACCUCUGUUUGGCAUUGUCAUUUGUAUUUUUUUUUUCUGUAUUCAUUAUUUUGACCAAUUAGAUAUGCAUCACUAGUUGGAGAAGGUAACUGGACAUAUCAAAACAUUUUGUGUGUCUCGCAGCAUCUGUCAAUCAGCGUUCAUCACAGUACUUUCAUGUGAACAUGUGGAGGUCAGCCAACCAGUUAAAGUGCAGCUUGUGCCUUUUUAAUACUGCCUUAUAUAUUAAGUUAGCAUUAAAACCUUCAUCUUUUUAAUAGUUUCUUUUUUCUUCCUUAUUAAAAUUUUGAUAGAAAGUCCAAUUCAUGUGAGACACUUUACCCAGCGCUGUCACUUUUUGUCAUUCCACUUUAUGAUGUGUUUGAAUGCAUUAAGGCAUGCAUUUUUUUAAUGAAUAAAAUUGGAAUAAUUUGC
Seriola dumerili (greater amberjack) is the source of this 3841-nucleotide messenger RNA. RefSeq names its product NADPH--cytochrome P450 reductase (gene porb). The coding region runs from base 219 to 2126 and encodes 635 amino acids. Gene Ontology annotation, biological process: response to hormone. The record is from RefSeq and is a predicted model, not a curated record. Gene Ontology annotation, cellular component: cytosol. The transcript has 15 exons. NCBI's taxonomy places the organism in Eukaryota, Metazoa, Chordata, Actinopteri, Carangiformes, Carangidae. Gene Ontology annotation, molecular function: flavin adenine dinucleotide binding; NADPH-hemoprotein reductase activity; FMN binding.